CCCGGCACCCUCGGGAGCGGCCGGCAGGGCCAGAGAAGGGAUCCUUCCCCUGUGCUCGGCACUGGUGGGACCGCACCUCGGAUCCUGCGUUCAGCUCUGGGCCUCUCGCUACAAGAAGGAUGUUGAGGCUCUGGAGUGUGUCCAGAGAAGAGCGACGAAGCUGGUGACGGGGGUGGAGAACAAGUGUUAUGAGGAGCAGCUGAGGGAACUGGGGCUGUUUAGUCUUGAGAAGAGGAGGCUGAGGGGAGACCUUAUUGCUCUCUACAACUACCUGAAAGGCGGUUGUGGAGAGGAGGGAGCUGGCCUCUUCUCCCAAGUGACAGGGGACAGGACAAGGGGGAAUGGCCUCAGGCUGCGCCAGGGGAAGUUCAGACUGGAUAUCAGGAAAAAAUUUUUCACAGAAAGGGUCAUUGGGCACUGGCAGAGGCUGCCCAGGGAGGUGGUGGAGUCACCAUCGCUGGAGGUAUUUAAAAGACAGGUAGACGAGGUGCUCGGGGACAUGGUUUAGUGGCACAUAGGAAUGGUUGGACUUGAUGAUCCAAGAGGUUUUUUCCAGUCUGGUACUUCUAUGAUUCUAUGACCCUCAGGCACCUGAUAGCCACCUCUGAUCGCCUCACUUGGCUGUCCCAUUCCCUGAGGCCAAACCACGCUCUGACUUUGCCCGGUGUCCUGCUGUGCAUGUCACCAAGCCGCCAGCUCGGAUCCCAAGCGGGUCCCUGGGGUGGCUACAGGCUCACACCUUGCUUGGCAGUCGCUGCUGGGGCAAGUAGGGGCUCUCCUCUUUCCAGCCCCGCUCAUCACCACUGCCCUCCUGCUGCUCAGGUGCCGUCGAGCGGCAGGGACGCUGCCCUUCGAGGGGGCGCAGCAGCCCUGGCUCGUGCCCCAGCAGGGCUGAUGCAGAAGGAAGGCGCCUGGGAGCGGAGAUGAGAGGCUGCCAGGGAGUGCGACACUGAGCUUUGAAGGCACCCUGACAGGCUGUCGGGGCCCCGCCAGCGGUGCUGACAGCCUAGUGCAGAGACACCCCCCCCCUCAGCCACCACGCUCUGAUCACAGCCUCGCCGUCACUUCAAAGCGCCCGCCAGGCUCAAGUGGGCUCCCACGCAGCCUCCCACCCCCAGAGCUGUACUCCUUCUGCACCAUGGCCCCAUUUCUGCCCCACAGCACCCAGAUCUGUUGGGGUUCCCAGCUCCAGGGAACAGGAUGCCAGGAUACGGCAUUAGGAACCAAGGUACGUGUGUUGUCCCCAGCAGUGCUGGCAGGAGGUGGUGGUCCUCCAGGCCUGGCGCUGUCCUGCCUCUGUGAGGCAGGGCCCCCAGCCCCUCGGGACCCAAGAGCUCCAUGCAGGGACUUAAAGGGGCCUGCAGUGCCAGGGCAGGAAGCAACAGGGACGAGCUGGGCCAUGGCUUCCAUAGGCACAGGGCUCACACAGCAUGACUGGGACAGGGCAUCACUGUCCAGACACAGCUGCCCACCAUGCUGAGACACUGGGUGCUUCCAGUUCACCUUGCCUGGGGUAAAACAAUGUAUCUCCCCAUCCCAGCCCAGCUCAGGGAGGAAUUUUCCAUUCCUGAAUGGAGAUUGGGGGAAGGCGUGUAUUUGCAGCAGCCCCCUUCUCUCCCUCCCCUCGCCCGUCACUGGAGCAGCUUGAGAAGGCGCCUGCCACAGUUCUCUCCAGGAAGGUGCAGAGCAAAAAACUCCUGGGAGGGAGAGCUCCCUGGAGGGAACCAGGGAUCGUGGACAACCUUGACAGAAGCCUGUACCCUGCUUCCCAGAGGGGCCACCCUGCUUGCAGCCAUGCCACUGCCCCUUGCCUGCUGCCAGGAUGAGGAAGACGUGGCAGUAGCUCAGGAUGGUGGCCCUGCCCAGCUCGCCUUUGGCAUCCUGCGAGCCACCAGGAUUCCUGGGCUUCACUACAUGUGCACCCGGCCGCAGUCCCGUUUGCGCCGCCUGCUCUGGAGCCUGGCCUUUCUGGCUUCUGCUGGACUGCUGGCCACCGGUGCCACCGACCGCCUGCAACACCUGCUCUCGCACCCUGUGCACACACGAGCGCGCCUCGCCUGGGCCCCCCAGCUCCGCUUCCCAGCCGUCACCCUCUGCAACCCCAACCGGGCACGCUUCCUGCACCUCACCAAGCCCGACCUCUACUCAGUGGGGCAAUGGCUGGGGCUGGCCUGGGAGAAUCGCUCGCUGGUGCCCGAGAUGUUGGCCGUGCUGGGGGAGGACCGGCGCGUAUGGCUGAUGCGUCUUGCCAACUACUCACGCUUUUUGCCACCCCGUCGGUCCGAGCGCACCAUGCAGAGCUUCUUCCACCGCCUAGGCCAUCAGAUCGAGGACAUGCUGGUGGAGUGCCGCUUUCAGGGAGAGCGCUGUGGCCCACAGCACUUUAUCCCUGUGAGUCCAUGCUUGGUGGGAGCAGGGUGGCUGGGCUGCCCCACAGGUGCUGGGGAGUGAUGCUUUACCCCUCACACCAAGGGUGGAGGGGUGGCAGCACUAGUGGGAGGAGGCUUAGAUGAGCCCUUCCAAAGGCCAAAGGCCAAAGGACUAUUCCCUGCUUCCGGCACCUUCAAGGAAUUGGAAAGGAGUUCCUGGACUUCAUCCUGCUUGCAGAAUGCCCUGCAAGAUCUUUGUCUGCUUCCUCACCCCUCUUU
Molecule: messenger RNA, 2648 nt
Organism: Cuculus canorus (common cuckoo)
Lineage: Eukaryota; Metazoa; Chordata; Aves; Cuculiformes; Cuculidae
Product: acid-sensing ion channel 1-like
Exons: 1
Coding region: 1474-2451 (325 amino acids)
Biological process (GO): sodium ion transmembrane transport
Cellular component (GO): membrane
Molecular function (GO): ligand-gated sodium channel activity
Source: RefSeq, a predicted model, not a curated record